AUGGCCUUGUUUGAUCGUCGCUUACUGGCAUAUCUGGAUGAUGGCGGAUGGGCUGGUUCAGGAACGUUCCACGACCGCAUUGUGGGCUACCAGCAGGUUCGGCGACCGCGUGGCAUGAUUGGAUUCAUCACGGAUUGUGAGGGCGACUAUGCCUACUGGAGCCGCUGCGUGUCCUUGAGCCAUAUCAUCCAGUUUGGUCCGGAAGGCCAGCUUUCCUUCAAGAGGACCGAGGCUGAGGAUCGAUUUGUUUUCGGCGGCGACGUGUUCGACAAAGGCACGGGAGACCUGCGCAUUGCGAGGCAGCUCCUGGACUUCAAAAAGAGGCCAUCCAAGGACCGCGUGUGGCUACUCGCCGGGAACCGGGAUCUGAACAAGCUGCGCUUCCCGGCCGAGCUGGCCGAGGAUGAGCUGGACGUGCCCCAGCCAGUGCCCCUCUACCCGCGUGCCCCUCCCCAGGUGUCCUUGCGCAGCUUCCUGGAGAAACGGCUCGAGGGUGAAGGGAGUGAAGGGGGGCCGAAGACCAUUGAGGACAUGAACACGAAGGCCAACCGACUGCGUUGGAUCUUGGACCACACCAUGACGGCCGCUGGCGCCUUUGAGCUGCGGCGGGAAGAGAUGGCUUUGCUUGGUGGGCAAGAGGCUGGGAACAUCAGCGACCAGGAGGUCGUGGAAAGCUUCCUGGCAUCGGUUGCGGAGGAAGACGGCGUCGUGUGGCAGUACCUCUUGCACAGUUCUCUGCUGGUGCUGAUCGGGGAUUGCCUUUUCGUGCACGGUGGCCUGCCGAAGGAAGCCAUCAACUGGAUCCCGACCAUGGACAUGCGCUACGUGCAGCCAAGAGAAGGUGCAAUUUGUGGAGGCAGGCGUGUGGAGGGCACGUUGGAAGACUGGAUGACGGCCAUGAUGCCCGGCUGUUCCAUCACUUGGUUGCACAUUGAGAAUAACUUCCUGCAGGAGGGACUGCAGGACUUCCGGGCAAAGAUGUUCUGGGGCCCGGGCCGCGUGCGAGGAGGCGAAGGCCUUCUCUGCCUCACAAGCACGCCCGCCUGCUUCCGGCGUUCUGUGGUGGUAGAGUCCCUGUUACAAGGUGGCAUUCCAGACCAUCUAGACAAGGAGGUCGAGGCUUUUCUGGUGGAGGGUGGCGUGCGCACGGUGUUCUGUGGACACAAGCCCUGUGGCGACUCCCCUUUCGUGGUGCGAGGUGAGCGUGUAGCGGUGGUCCAUUGCGACACAACCUACAGCGACGCGUCGGCUGCCGAUAAGCGUGGGAGUGCGGUGGCGGCGGUGGAGAUGGAUGCUUGCAGCCUGGGGCAGCUUUGCCUUCGUGGUGUCCUGGCCGAUGGACGGGGCUAUGACUUCACCCUGUACGGCGCAGCCGGUGAUGCGCAUGUGGGGAGGCAGUGCUCGGACGGGAGCUGGGUGAAGGCCAAGCUCCAUGACGGGUGCCGCUGGGCUUUUGCUGGAAGUUUUCGUUCGUAA
Symbiodinium natans is the source of this 1476-nucleotide messenger RNA. NCBI's taxonomy places the organism in Eukaryota, Dinophyceae, Suessiales, Symbiodiniaceae. The record is from the annotation of a GenBank genome assembly.